This is a messenger RNA of Anastrepha ludens (Mexican fruit fly), 3536 nucleotides long. RefSeq names its product calcium and integrin-binding family member 2 (gene Cib2). The record is from RefSeq and is a predicted model, not a curated record. NCBI's taxonomy places the organism in Eukaryota, Metazoa, Arthropoda, Insecta, Diptera, Tephritidae. Gene Ontology annotation, molecular function: ATP binding; inositol-1,3,4,5,6-pentakisphosphate 2-kinase activity; calcium ion binding. Gene Ontology annotation, biological process: inositol phosphate biosynthetic process. The transcript has 10 exons. Gene Ontology annotation, cellular component: nucleus. Bases 1132 to 3306 code for a protein of 724 amino acids.
UAAACAAAGGCAAGCAGCUGCACGUAAAAAAUCAAUUCCCGUGGAAUUGUGAAAUAAAAAUAUUAAUUUUAUUGCUUAAAGUGUUGAUUACUUGCAUUAAGCAACAGUUUUGUAUUUCUUAUCAAAAGUGCACAUACUUGAAUUGUUUGUACGUGGAAAACUCUAAGGAACGCUAGUGCAUGAAUGUGGGUGAAAGAAUAAUCAAUACAAAAACAAAUCAACACUUGUUGCGGUAACGAAUAAAUAUUUGCAAGAAUUCUUAAAUUAAACGUAACACAAAGUGUAGCACUCUUUAAUAAUAUAUUUGAGAUGUAUUUGAUGCACCUAAAAUAAAUUUCCUCUUAAUUUUUUGUUUGUGUGUACUGCAAAUAACAGCAUUUCGUAAUAGUUAACCAUUUAACCUUCGCCCCUCCAUUCGCUUGUGGACUUCAGCGUACAUUGCCCUAAUAGUUGAAGUACCUACCAUAUUUAAAUAGUCGAGUCAACUAAAAAGUAACCACCCCGCAAUUCAUAAACCACAUUAACCAAUACAACGGGCUCACCAGGCGUCAAUGCCACAGCCAAUGUGGAGCAGUUGCGCCAACAAAAGCGCUUCAAAGUUUACAAUUUUGCUGCAACAACAAACUCCGACUUUCCUUUCUUCAUUUGAAAUAAAAACUUUGAAAAUAUCGCUAUGAAAAAUCAGCAAACGAGUGCAUGAACUCUGCUGCCUUUCCUGCAUAUGCCCGCGCACUGCACUCAACGUGCUUCUGUGCCACAGAGGAAUGCAGUUAGUGGGGCAUUUUACAUAAUUUGUCGACGUAUUUACGACGCGCAAUGCACACCAUGUCCAACUAAUCUGUUUAUCUACAAGAUAAGCUCUGGCUAUGAAUCUGACGCUUAACACAACAGAAAAUAACAAGCCAUAGGAAAACUAUUGUUGUAAAAACGAAGCUAAAGAGAGAAAAACAAAAUUGAAACUUUCCUAUUUGCACACAGACAAGUUGUUUUUUGACAAGUAAUACAACUCUGGUCGCAAAAUCGCUAGAUCCUGCACCAGCACCUCUCUACUACCAUUCCUGCCAUUCGUUUAUCAACGGACAUUCAGCCGGACACCUCAAACCGAGAGGAGAGUGAAGAGCAUUCAAAAAGAUGGCAGAAAACGACAACAAUACCACAACGGACGUCAGCCAGGAAGAAGAGCGGCAACAACAGGACAACUCCCGCAUGGCAUUUGCCCGCUCGCCAGUGCCCGCACCAGCUCCAGUCAGAGCGCCACAACAAAUUCACCAACAAGAACAAUGUGGUGCGAAAAUAUUGCAAAUGCUACUGGGUAUUGCGGUGCAACCGAAAAUGCAAAUAGAAACGAUGAAGCCGGAAUCAGGGGUAGAACAACAACAGCAGUCGCAUAUGGAAUUGAGCCAAAUCGAGUUAAUCUAUCGCGCGGAGGGUAAUGCAAAUUUGGUGCUCGCAUUGCCGCAAUUUAAAAAAGUUUUGCGUCUGCCAAAAACUUCACUGCCACUUCCGCUGCCGGCUACUAGUCACAGCAACAGCAACAGCAGCAGCAGCAGCAGUACUAAGUACAACAAAAUACAAAUUGGUAAUACGCAACGGCAACGAGAUGUGGAAGUGGUCGACAUAGAGUGGCAGCAACAUCAAGAAUCUCAGCAGCAGCAACAACAAUCACAACAAACUCAAGAACGGCAAUUGCAACGUCAACAGAAGCAGCUAAAACGGCAGGAGGUAGUCCAAAGUGCUUCCGACCCGGCUGUAAAUCAAAAUGCAAAAGACUUGACAAUGGAGGAUUUUGUGGCUUACAUCGAGGUAAUACGAAAUCUGCUUGGAAGCGAAUAUGUCUGCGAGACGGAGAUUGUGCGGAUAGCCAAGGAGGAGGACAUAAGGUGGAUAAAUGAGCAGAUUCGAGCAGAACGACCAGCUCAUCGCCGGGAUAAAGAAUUUUGUGGGGAAUUCGGUUUGCUGCUGCCAGAUGCUACACGCUUGCCAAUAGCAUUCGAUAUUUUACUUUCCAAUUUGCAGGCGGAAUUUAUUGGCAACACAUUCGCCAUCGAAAUAAAACCGAAGCAGGGUUGGCUGCUGCCGCCUGAUGUCGUCAACAAAUUGUACUUUGACCUGAAGAGUCCAGCGCGCACCCAGGCAAUGGUGGAAGCGACAACAACAGACGUCCAGCGGCCGGAAGUGGAAGGAGACAAGAGCCACGCUGCACGGUGUCGUUUCUGUGCCAUGCAAUAUCUGAAGCUGCGCACGGGUAAAAUCAACAGGCGAACUUCUUAUUGCCCGAUGGCGUUAUUUUCCGGUGUACCUGCCAAAAUGCUUGCGGCCAUCGAUGCACUUCUGCAAUGCCCACAAAAUAAUUUAAGAAUAUUUCGUAAUGGAAUUUUAAUAUAUGACGGCGAAAAGCAUUCAUAUGACGAUUUAAUUGAGCACUUCUUCCCUGGCGGCCAAAUACAGCUUUUAAAGGAUUUGAUGGUGGCAUGUCUGCUGAGGGACUACACGGCUAACAAUAGCAAAAAGAACAGUAAUAGCAGCAGAAGCAACAAAAGCAACAGCAGUAUAAACGAUGACAACGCUGCUGACUGUGGUGGAACGGCCAAAACUGUCGCUGGUCAGCCACACUUAAGCGCCACUUCGGAGCGACGCAAACAAAUGGAGAAGGAGGAGGGCGUUGGGGUAGCGGGGGAAGUAGAGCAGAAGUUGAAAGAAAGUAAGAUAAUGCCAAUAUAUCGUGCAGAAGACACCCACACAGCCGCAGCCGCAACAGCACGUCCGACUACGAGAGGUCUGACGACGAUGACAAGGGCAGUGGCGCCGGAGACAUAUUCGCAAGCACAAAUCACUGAAGUGGAAAUGCUGUGCUUACCGAAAAAUUGUGUCCUGCAAAAAAUUUUGCAUCUCCAAUUGUUGUCCAAGCGUAACAUGCCCAUCCUGCAGGCUGCCGGACAUGCACACAAAUCGGAAAAAUCAUACAAUGCCUUAAAAGGCUUACUGCAGCGAUCACAACAACAACUCACUACAGAUGAGUUGGAGCCAUCGGAUGCGUAUCUCCUGGGCGCCACAGCGCUGGACUGUUCGAUUAUGCUGGCGUUUCAGGAAAUUUCCAUGUGCAAUCCAGAGCCGCAUUCACAGCCACAACACUUAACGAAGUCGCCACUGUCCAAAUAUUGUGUAGUAAUGCCGCGUUAUGGCAAAACCUUCCUCACCAAAGCGACACUGGUCGACUUGGAUCCGAAGCCUGAUAGUCACUUGUGCAAAUAUAUUAAACAGACGUGCCAGGCGCUUGACUUAUUUAUGGAUGGUGGUGGUUCUUGAUGAACAGGAUGUGUGUGUGUGUACGGUCAAAAGAUGCGCUCAUCACUUGGGUGGAAAUUUGUUAACGAUCGAAAAACGGAAAUAGCUGGGACAAUUUUACUGCACGAAAAUGUAAAUAUCAAUUCAUUAACGAUUUAUUCACUUAUGCAUGCACAACGACAUACAUGUAUACGAGUAUAAGGUGUCCCAUUAGGAGGAGUGCCUCUUUCGAAAUUAAAGAAAAAACACUG